AAUGAAUAAAGGUAAAGUUAAGCAUUGUCUCGUCAUUCUUACAUUUGAUGACUGUGUAGGCCUUUCUAGCUCUCUUACUCUCAUACUAACCAACCCAGUUUUCUGUGAUUUGACACUGGCACCCAGAAAAUAUACAGUUGUGUUAGCUCUAGUUGUAGGUAAUGACUGUCAGAGAAGACCAGAGCUAGACAACAGUUAAAGCAGUAAACACAGAUUUAUGCAGAACUUUUGCAGUAGGGGAAGAGAGACCUAAGUAUAGAACCAGAGUUAAUCUGAAUAUACCAUGGGCAAGUGGGAAUUUAUAGCUGAGAAGCAGGGUGGGGUUUGGUGGAUAGAAAAUUACUCAGACGAAGCAUCAGGAAUAAGUGGGGAUUCUCCCUAACCUGACCCCACUAGGCUUCUUGCUGAAGGCAGGUGAAUGUGAUCAGACAUCAUCUGGAGGCUGGAGAAUGAUGAGGAACUCGAUCAGGUAUCGAGGGUGAUAAGAUUUGGAGGAUGGGGAAAUUCUGUUUAACCUGACUUAGCAGGAUUCUUGCUAAACCUGGACAAUGCAGAGAUGAAUACAGAAGUCCAGAAGUGAGGCCUAGUUGAAAAAAGUUCAGGGGAGCCUGAGUAGAGUCUGGUGCAAGAGAGGAUCUUUGUCAUAACUCAGCCCAGGGUCUUAGGCCAAUGGCUCUUUCUCAUCCUUUUUAAUAUUAUUUUUAACUUUUUGUUGUUGUUUCCAUUGUAAUCACUUAACGUUUUCUUUUAAGCUGUGUUUUCAUCAUACAUUGAAGGCAGAUGAUAAGUCAUAUGAAGUUUUAAAUGGGAAAUAAAUAUACUUCAUAGUCUGGCCUAAGUCUUUUCAGGUUGGGACACUUUGAGGCAUCUUAGGAGUGUCACUUAAUAAAAUUAAAAUAACUUGAAGUUAUUUUGUAAGAUGGAUUUUGUCAAGAGAAUGAUGUAUAUAUCUUAAACUUUUGUUGUGAUUUCACAGAUGAACUCACUAGGAAAAAUUUUGUCUUGUUGAAAACAUUGCUUGUCAAAAUGUCUGUGAUCUCUGAUAACCAGCAGGGAGUAUUGUUGCCUGGUAGAAAUUAGACCUCCAUGUGUUAACUACACAGUCUCUCAUUUUCUUGUUUACGAUGUUUAUGCCCUUAUUACCUUUCCUUUAUUAUGUUCUUGAGGGGAUAGUGAAGUUUCUGCUGGUGAGCAGUGUUUAUUUCUAAAAUCAAUGCUGAGGUAGUUUCCCUUGUACCUUGCUGAAGUACUGGCAGAUUGUGCUGGAAGUCUGAUGAGCAGGGGGAGUGAAUUGUGGUUACAGGUAUAGAUGAUUGUGCUGUAACUCCUCAGAUGUUUAUUUGAACAGAUCAUCCCUAUCAAGUAGUUAAGUACCCAUACUCUAGGAUCACAUGGUCUUCCUUGCCUGGUUUUCCCUUAUCACUUCUGCAACCUUGGACAAGUCCUUGGACAGUUCUCUCUGUCUCAGUUUUAUCUUUGGUAACAGGGUUUUUGUGAAGAUGAAGUGAGAUGACAUAUGUAUAACAAUUAGAACAGCAGCUUGCAUGAGGGGCAUAAGGAAAUGGUGGCAGGCACUUCCUCCUAACAAGAAGGAACUAUUUAAAGAAAGUUUACGGAAGAAUAAAUGGAAGUUAUUCCUUUGUUUCAGUAGUUUUGGAUUGCUCUUUGUAGUGUUUUAUUUUACUCACCUGGAAGUGAGUCCUAUCACAGGAAGGAAUAAGCUACUAUUAUUGGGGAAAGAACAUUUCAAACUUUUAUCCGAACUGGAAUAUGAAGCAUGGAUGGAAGAGUUUAAAAAUGAUAUGCUAACUGAGAAGGAUGCCCGAUACCUAAUGGUUAAAGAAGUGGUUUAUCAUUUGAUUGAGUGCAAUAAAGAUAUUCCAGGGAUCUCUGAGAUCAGUUGGACUAUUCAUGUGGUUGAUUCCCCAGAUAUAAAUGCCUUUGUGCUUCCAAAUGGACAAGUGUUUAUCUUCACUGGGCUUUUAAAUAGUGUAACUGAUAUUCAUCAACUUUCCUUUCUUCUGGGCCAUGAAAUAGCACAUGCAGUACUUGGGCAUGCUGCAGAAAAGGCUAGCUUGGUUCACUUACUGGAUUUCCUAGGUAUGAUUUUUCUCACAAUGAUUUGGGCUGUUUGUCCUCGAGAUAGUUUUGCACUCUUGGGCCAGUGGAUACAGUCUAAACUGCAGGAGUAUAUGUUUGAUAGACCAUACAGUAGAACUUUGGAGGCUGAAGCUGACAAAAUUGGACUACAGCUUGCUGCAAAGGCUUGUGUGGACGUCAGAGCCGGUUCAGUGUUUUGGCAGCAGAUGGAAUUUGCAGAUAGCCUCCAGGGUCGUCCCAAGUUGCCAGAAUGGUUAUCCACACACCCUUCUCAUGGAAAUCGAGCUGAGCACUUGGAUAGACUCAUACCUCAGGCCCUUAAAAUUAGAGAGAUAUGUAAUUGCCCACCACUUUCUGGACCAGACCCUCGAUUACUGUUCAAACUCAGCAUGAAGCAUUUUCUUGAAGAAUCGGAAAAAGAAGACCUAAAUAUCACUGCUAAGAAACAGAAAAUGGAUACUCCUACCAUUCAAAAUCAGAAGCAAAUACCCUUAACAUAUAUAGUUGAGAAAAGAACUGGCAGUUGAAUUAAAAUUUAUGAGACAUGGGAUAUAUGAAGAAUGCAGCAAUUCUUACCAUUUUUAUGUUCCUUUUAAAAAAAUGAUGUUUGAAAUACAAAAAUUGUAUAUUCAGGGUCAAAUCAUGUAUAUUACAGGUAUUACCUAACUUCUUCUCCUAGGUAUUUUCAUGAAAUAUUGAUGUGUUUUAAUCUAUUUUAAAAUAUCUUCAAUGAAGAAAAUGUCACAGAAUAAAUUUGUAUUAUGUUUUA
Molecule: messenger RNA, 2869 nt
Organism: Herpailurus yagouaroundi (jaguarundi)
Lineage: Eukaryota; Metazoa; Chordata; Mammalia; Carnivora; Felidae
Gene: OMA1
Product: OMA1 zinc metallopeptidase
Exons: 8
Coding region: 1545-2627 (360 amino acids)
Biological process (GO): mitochondrial protein processing; protein quality control for misfolded or incompletely synthesized proteins
Cellular component (GO): mitochondrial inner membrane
Molecular function (GO): metalloendopeptidase activity
Source: RefSeq, a predicted model, not a curated record